UAUUUUAAUCAUACAUCGUGUUGAGUGAUCAAGUUGGAGUCCUACCACUUCUUGCGGAUGUCAAUCUAAUUUAUAUGCUACCAUUCGCCUUAGAAAAAAACUGUGAUAAUGGAGGACGAUUCUAGAAUCAAUCUUGAAGUUCAGUAUGAUUAUUUGUUCAAGAUAUUGUUGAUCGGAGACUCAGGUGUCGGUAAGUCGUGCUUGUUGCUUCGCUUCGUCGACGACUCGCACCGAGAGAGCUACCUCAGUACUAUCGGAGUGGAUUUCAAAAUUAAAACUAUUGAGUUGGAUGGCAAAAUCAUUAAACUACAGAUCUGGGACACAGCUGGCCAAGAACGGUUUCGAACAAUUACAUCAUCAUACUACAGAGGUGCCCAUGGUGUAAUGAUUGUCUAUGACAUCACAAAGAGAGAGUCGUACAACCACUUACACAAAUGGUUGAUAGAAAUUGAAACCUAUGCAUCUGAAGGGGUUCUUUCGAUUCUGGUUGGCAACAAAAUAGACUUGGAAAGUGAUCGAGAAGUGUCUACAGAAACUGGCCAAGAAUGGGCUACGACGCAUGACAUGCCAUUCAUUGAGACCAGUGCAAGAGAUUCUAAGAAUGUUAAAGAUGCCUUUCAUCUUUUAGCAAGACUCUUGAAUAAACAUAUAGUUGAAAAUGAUACUGGGAGAAGAGGACUUGUUGUGGGAGAAAAUGGGACUAUUCUUCCUGGUCAUAAUGUGGAAAAUAAUUCGAAAUGCUCUUGUAAUUAAUGAAAUAAAUGGGACAUUAGUUUACAAUUAUUUUAUAAUAAUUGGUAAAUACUACUCUUAAAAUAUCCAUGUGUAUGCAUAUAGCUUUUCAUACGGCUAUAAUUCUUGAAGAAAAUCCAAGCAUUGUGCUUGAUGCACAAUGCGGAUUGCAAAGUGAAUGGUAAAUUCACGAUUGUUAAAAAUUAGAGUGUUCAAAGUGUAAUAUUUUUUGUAUGUUAGCUGUUAUUCAGUCUAUAAUUUAGAAAACUCAAAAGGAAAGGAAAUACCCUUACUAUAACUGUAGAAACUUUUAAAGUUAUUUUACUUCAUAUUCAAAUAUUUGCGUCAUGGUAAAAAGGGGAAAGAAUAGAUAAAUAGCUGAAUCCAACUAGAUUUGAAUGUAAAACAUGGUUUGAUAACUGCUUUUAUUGCCAGCUGUACUGGAAAUUAUCAUUGCUCUUUACAACAGCAUUUUUUAUUGGUAAUACUCAUAACGUAACACUGCAACUACUCGCAACAAUGCAGCAUAAUUAAUGGCACUUUAACAUGAUUUUGUUGUCAUCUUUACUGCACCUUUAAAAUUAUUUCUGCCUGGAAUUAAUUAACACAAUAUUUUCUAGGAAUAGAGUACCAAAGUGAUGAUGUCACAAAAUUAUUCUUUAAGAACUUUAGGAUUUUGGUGAAAUAAUUUGAGAAAUUGUAUGAUUUCAGGAUCUUAAACCAAAUAUCUUUAGUUUUACAGAUCGCAACAACCUUAAAGUUGGCCAAAAUGUGGGCAAUGUUGUGUGGGCAAUGUUGUUACUGUUCCAAAUGAUAUGUUCUCAUUUGAACAUUUCAAAACUUAAACACAAAAUUUGGAAUUUGAUGACAUCACAACUAAGGACUCUAUUCGAUAAUUAUGUAAAAAUUUAAAUAUGUGACAUUUUGAAAAAACAUGGAAAUAAUGACUUGUGAUAAUUAGCCUUUCCAAGAUUAAGGGGAAAAACUGGGUCAAUUUGGAAUCGCAGUGCAUUGUGGGACCGUUUUAGGGGGCAAUUAUUUCCAAAAUGGCGUCUAUUUGGUCCCCUCAAACAUACCAAUAAUGCACUUUAAUGCGAUCUCAACCCAGUUUUUUUCUCAACCUUGGAACGGCAAUGCUCACUUCAAAUAAUUUCACCACUGGGGGAAUUCAUAUACACAAAAAGCAACAUGCUUGAUAUCUGUAUGUAUAUAAGGCCUAUAGAGUUAUUAUAUUUUGUGUAAUAUUAAUUUAAUGUAUUUUAGUCCUGAAACAUAUAAACUAUUAUUUUWAAAAAUUAAGAGAAAAAUAUCGAGUGAAUUAUUUUUCUUCCAAGGCUAUGGGAUAGUUAGGUAAUAUUUAAAGUAGACAGAGCAAAAAUAAAUUAACAAGAGAGUAAGCUAAAAAUCAAUAGACAUUUAUCAAAUUUGCUUGAGUCACCACAAAACAAAAGUAUGGAAACAAGUCAAGGUUCAACUUGAUGUGUUUUUACUUACUGUAUAUAUUAAGUUCGUCCUCUACUUAACGAUAAAAUAUUAAAAUAGAUUAAAACCAUCAAAAUAAAUAAUU
Molecule: messenger RNA, 2299 nt
Organism: Actinia tenebrosa (Australian red waratah sea anemone)
Lineage: Eukaryota; Metazoa; Cnidaria; Anthozoa; Actiniaria; Actiniidae
Molecular function (GO): GTPase activity; GTP binding
Source: RefSeq, a predicted model, not a curated record